CAAGUAAUUCUCACUAAAAAUAAUUAGAAAAAAUAAAAAUAAACUUUGCUCUCGGUUGUCUAGUGCAUUGUCUAGCAAGUCAGCUGCUGUCUUGCUCAGGGGUCUAGGUGCAGCUUCAGACGCACAUAAAAGAACAUCACACUUUCUACUCGACACUGACAUACAAUGCAAUUGGAAUACAACCCACACGCAUCAGUUGUACAAGCUCAUCUCUCGCAUACCGUCGCCCACAGGAGACCAUCUGUAGGCGAGCACGGGGAGGGAAAAUCUCCAAAGAGGCCAACGAUUGAUACACACAUGGCUAACAAGCCUAGCGAACACAUACAACGUCGUGAGUCCCAGAUAAAUACGGCGGCAAUGGUGGCGUACUUAUCAAAUGGUUUCCUAUAGGCAAAUCAGCGACACCGCUGGAAAGCUUACUCGUCUAGCGUUUAGCAUCUACUUAAUAUAUCUUCAUUGUCUCCUCUCUGGAUACACUGUAAUUUACAAUUUUCACAAUAAUGUCUCGCCCUUUUGUAAGAUUCAACGCAUUUCAUGAAUGAUAAAGGAUAAGAAAUUAUUAUAUCGUUUAAAGGUCAGCGUCAUCUUCAUCUGGAAGUGGUGCUGCAGCUGCUUGUUGGAGUUCUUCAUUGUAUUUGGCCAUGAGUUCUGGGUCGACCUUAACUUCUGGUGGAGCGAGCGCUGGUGCAGCGACGAAUUCUAAGGUUGGGUUACCAGCGAGCUUUCUAGCUAACCACAAGAAUGGUUUCUCGAAGUUGUAGUUUGACUUGGCUGAGAUUUCGAAGUAUUGCAAGUUCUUCUUUCUGUGGAAUGUAACAGCACCAGUCUUGACCUUACGUUCCUUGACAUCAACCUUGUUACCACACAAGACGAUAGGAAUGUUUUCACAGACUCUCUCUAAAUCUCUGUGCCAGUUUGGUACGUUCUUGUAUGUGAUUCUUGAGGUAACGUCAAACAUGAUAAUACCGCAUUGACCCUGGAUAUAGUAACCGUCACGCAAUCCACCGAACUUCUCUUGUCCAGCUGUAUCCCAAACGUUGAAGCAAACUUUACCGAAGUUAGUUUCGAAAGCCAAUGGGUGGACUUCUACACCGAGAGUGGCAAUGUAUUUCUUCUCGAAUUC
Messenger RNA from Wallemia mellicola CBS 633.66, 1123 nucleotides. RefSeq lists its product as hypothetical. The transcript has 2 exons. Bases 166 to 390 code for a protein of 74 amino acids. The record is from RefSeq and is a predicted model, not a curated record. NCBI's taxonomy places the organism in Eukaryota, Fungi, Basidiomycota, Wallemiomycetes, Wallemiales, Wallemiaceae.